This is a messenger RNA of Ostreococcus lucimarinus CCE9901, 270 nucleotides long. RefSeq lists its product with no specific name. The record is from RefSeq and is a predicted model, not a curated record. The annotation marks the transcript as partial. Gene Ontology annotation, molecular function: protein binding. NCBI's taxonomy places the organism in Eukaryota, Viridiplantae, Chlorophyta, Mamiellophyceae, Mamiellales, Bathycoccaceae. The transcript has a single exon.
GGUGAUACGGCGCUUCACCUGGCGUGCUUAUUGGGCGAGGUAGACAUCGUCAAGGCUUUGCUUUCUUACGGCGCAGAGUUGGAGCGAAGAGGCGCGAGCGCAAAUCGCCCGAUCCAUCUCGCGUGUUCCGGAGGAUUUGAAGACGUCGUGACGACUUUGAUACUUCGUGGGUGCUGUGUAAACGCGACAAACGCUAACGGUGCUUUACCGAGCGCGCUUUCACAGAAUUUCAAGCACAUCAAAGCCAUCGUGCGAGGCGUCGAACAGGAU